This is a messenger RNA of Cantharellus anzutake, 1618 nucleotides long. RefSeq lists its product as uncharacterized. The transcript is spliced from 4 exons. The coding region runs from base 169 to 1119 and encodes 316 amino acids. Lineage: Eukaryota; Fungi; Basidiomycota; Agaricomycetes; Cantharellales; Hydnaceae. The record is from RefSeq and is a predicted model, not a curated record.
CGCUUCCGGAAUCAGAGUCUGCCAGCAACUGCCGGUAUUGCGUCGAGGCUCCCGAUCGUGCAGGUACAGUAAUCUGAUUUGAAAUCAUCGUCGAAAGGAAGGAUGCGUGCGUAACUUCACAGAGAGGCGCUCGUACCUUUGAUCAUUCGGGCGCGCGUAGAAACAUCGAUGGAAUGCUCGGGAAGUAGCGUAGGGAGCAUGCCCGAGCUGGUGACUAUGAUUAUUUGGGAGGCUUUUCUGGACACCAUCAAACGACCCGUGGAGCGCUCAGAGAUCGAGGAUCGCACUGCGUUUCUCCUAGCCAUCACUGGAGUAAAUCGGACUUGGCGCGAUGUCGCCAUACAACGGUCAAGUCUGUGGUCAACAAUUGACAUUGAUUGGCCAGAAGCUCAAAAGAAAACCUGGCUUGAAAGAUCUAGAGGAAAGCCUCUCGAUAUCCGCGCCCACCUCACGGCGCCCAGCCAGCUCACUUUGGUCGAAGAAGGGGAGGAUUCCCCUCUCGAUUUUGAGACGCUGAAACAAGAAUCUUCUAGAUGGAAAUCUGUUCUUGUCCGAGCAGAUCCUUGUUCCAAUCAAAUUCGGGAUUUUGUAGGAUUCAUCCUUGCGUGCGAGUUUCCCGCACUGGAAGAGAUGGUUUUGAUUGUCGACGCGGAAUACAAUCCACACCUGGAGGAGAUCUCAAUUCCAGACGAUGCUUACAUUCGCUAUCCCGCCCUACGCGACUUAUCCCUUCGCGGCUUCAUUUUAUGCGGUGUAGUAGGGAUCUGCCUAAACCUUAACAGAUUGGAUAUGCAAGAUUGUGACUUCGCGUUGGGGAUGGACGUUCCUGGACUUUUUAUCCCUUCCCCGAAAUUCGAAGUCCUCACUUUUCACUGGGUCCGAGCAGACACUGACGAAGUUGGAAUCACCUUUGGUGAUGCAUCGCCAGCUGCACCAAGUCUCUCUGUAUUGGAUAUGUCAGCUUUCCAUCCCUGCAGACGUUAUAUUUCGCGCAAGACGCCGAGCCUGAGGAUUGGGCUUUCCCCGAUUCCUUGGUUCAUCCCAAGGACCUUCUCAUUGGCCUCAUACAGAAGACAUCGCUCAAGACUCUGGGCCUCGAGGGUUCGCCGGGGUUUAUAGAUGACAUACUUUCGAAGUCUAUCAUUGCUGCUUCCACUCGCCCAGCCCUCUCAUCCUUAUAUGUCAAUGUCACGCCAAGCAAUUGGCCUAUACCUGAAACGCUACUUGGUACCAUUAUAUCAGCUUGUUCAUGUUUGGACGCCAGCCUAGGACUAAUUUCGAUCAGUCGCGGAGGAACGUCGACGAUUCUGGAUGAACUAUCAAGGACGCUAGACACGUCAAAAGUGAUAGUGACAGAUGCAGAAUUCCAGGUUUGAAAUGGUGUUCAUCAUUCAGAGUUGGGUCAGGGAGUUGGCGAUCAACGAGGGGUCGUUAUUUAGGGCUAGGCCCAAGAAUACAACUUCCGACGCUCUGUGUCUCACUCAUCCCUCUUGACUUCAAAUGCCAUGUCCCAGAAUGCUUUUUCCAAUUCAACGCAACGAUACCAGGUAGCUUUCAACCUUCCGUAUGUUGUAGGUGUGAGUCCUUCUAUGGCGAUUCGUGAUUCAAGCGCAGCUAC